Molecule: messenger RNA, 1035 nt
Organism: Styela clava
Lineage: Eukaryota; Metazoa; Chordata; Ascidiacea; Stolidobranchia; Styelidae
Source: RefSeq, a predicted model, not a curated record
AUGUGUCCCAGCAGUCGUGGUAGUCUGCUAUGUUGGAAACAUGUUUUUAGCGAUGAAAGUAAUUUUGAUGAUUCUGUGAUUGAUUCUACGUAUACUGAUUCACAUGGUGGAUCAACAAGUAAAAACGAGUCGGAUGAAGAUAAUGCUGAUAACUCAGAUGAUGGUGUGGAAUCUAUGGAUGCAAAUCCAGCUUCGCCUUCCAAAGACGUCUCUAAAUUUACUCCAAAAUUUUCUCCAUCGACUGAAAGGGAAUUUAAAAUAACAGAUUGUCUAACAAAAAAAAUCUUCAAUAUACCAAAUAUUUCAAGAAUGUGGCCAUUGGAUUUAUCUAUACAUAUGGUAUACUACACAAACCAGAGAUUACAAAUUUUGGAAAAACAGAAAAAAAAAAUCAAAAAAACUAGUCCACAUGAGAUGAUGUCCUUGGUUGGUUGUCUUCUUGUAAUGUGCUUCGCCAAGCUUCCGAAAGUGAACUGCUACUGGUCAACUAAACCUUCCAUGGGAAAUGCUGUGAUCAAGGCUACGUUUUCUAGAGAUAGGUUCAAGCUUCUUUCCUCCAAGAUGUAUUUCAACACACCAAAAAAAACCUCCGAUGCUUCUAAAACGUUUUACGUAGAUGAACUUUUAUCGUGUCUAAAAUCAACUUUUCAGAGUAUUAGACAAGACAGAGUUUUCCAAAGCUUAGACGAGUCAAUGACAAAAUUUAAAGGUAGAAGUUCUUUCAAACAGUACAUGCCAGCCAAACCUGUGAAAAGGGGAAUCAAAGUCUGGAUGCGUUGUGACUCGUUGACUGGAUACACUUACGACAUGAAUAUUUACGUGGGAAAAGAAACUGUCAGCCAGGUAGGAACUCUUGGUAAAAGAGUAGUCAAACAGCUUGUUUCAUCUAUAAAAGAAAGCGAUGUUACUUUGGCCUUCGACCGUUAUUUUACCUCUGUAAAUUUGAUGGGGGAUCUAAAUUUUGCUGCUGUUGGUACCUGUAUGAAAAAUAGGAAGAACAUGCCCAAGGACGCUGUUGCAAUACAAAAAAGGUGA